AUCAUCACGUGAUCCAUGUUUAUAAAAAUAUUCACAGUCAGUCACACCACACAGGUCUAUACACUCAUUGCAAUCAUGAAGAAAUUUGUUGUAUUAGGUGCAACGGGAGGCUCGGGGUUGUCCUUGAUAAGGCAAGCAUUAGAUGGGGGACAUGAAGUAACAGCUAUUGUCAGAAAUACAUCGAAACUCGAAGAUAUUCAGCACGAAAACUUCAAGGCUGUUAAAGGGGAUGUCUUCUCUGCAGAGAGCCUUCAACCCAACUUUGAGGGAUGCGAUGCGGUGUUCUCCUGCUUGGGAUCACCAUCUCUCAUCUACAGUACUACCGUCUACUCUGCUCCUAUGAGGGCCAUCAUCACGGCAAUGAGAGGCGCACAGGUCAAACGACUCCUUUUGAUGUCAUCUUGGUAUGUCAAAAUUGAUCCCAAUGAUGACCCAGGUUUUGUGGCUCGUUGGGUCGUCCGACCACUUCUGAGUAGACCGCUAGCUGAUGUAGUCAUCAUGGAAAAGUUUCUGGACGAUGAGUGUCAGGACAUCGACUACACAAUAGUCAGACCACCACAACUCAUCGAUGGGCCUAGUUCGGGGAAGGGGAUUAAAGUUGAGAUAGGUCGCCAGUUCUGUGACGCUCCGAUGAAGAUGCCCAGACCAGAUGUAGCAAAGUUCAUGCUAGAGAACGUAAAUACCGAAGAUCACUUCAAGAAAGGUGUCGCUAUCGGACUCCAGAGUUAACUUUUUCAUUGUGAAAUACAGUGGCCAGUAUGUUCAAUGCCGAGUUGCUUUUUUUUAAGUACAGCUUAACAGGGGGCUGUAUCACAAAGCUCUUCAUAUGUUAUGCACGACUUUAUCCCCCUUCUUGUGCUAAAUGAUAUAUCCCUAUGUAGCUGAUUUAACAGAACAUGAGAACAUGUUCCAGUUGUGCUUGUAUAGUCGUGCAUAACUUUACAAGCUGGUUGGUGAAGCAUCACCCUGGUCGUCGGGUGUUCUUUAAAGUGGUGACAGGGGCCCAUUUCAUAAAACUUGUUAUUAUAACAAAUUUGCAAUAACAGCUGAAAUCCUUCAAUCUGAUUGGCUGAUAGUGCAUUUGUAAUAGUAAGUGCACAUUUGUUUUUUUAAAGUCUUUGUGAUACGAGACCUAGGGCCCUGUUGCAUAAAACUAUUGGCCUGGUUCCUAACUUUUAGAAUCAGGCUGAUAAUACAUUGUCUUCAAUGGGCUUAUUAUGUAUUCAUAAGGUCAUAUCUCAGGCCCCCAUGGACCAAUUCGCACCAAAUUUUGGUAGUGGAGGUAUUUCAUCAUGCUCUACCAAAAUAUGGUAUCAAAAAUGCUGAAAUGCAAAAAAAGUUUUCUGUGACAUCACUUCUGUACUCUAUUGUGCUCCGUGAGUAUUACUGUAGCUAUGUGUGCUAGAUCAUCAGAUUUCCAGGUAGUGUUUUGCCAUAUCUCCAGGGUCCAUUGAAAAGAGUUGUGAUCAAAGUCAAACAUAAGUGCAAAAAUCAAAUGCAACUUCAUUUUCAACAAAUGAAACAUGCUGAUAUUUUUUAUUUGUGGUAAAGCAUUACUGUCUCCUCAAGGGGCCCUGGAAAAAAUGAAAUGGACCUGCUUAAAACUAACUCUCUUUUUUCAUUGUACAUUAAUGCUAGUGGUCAAGCUAAAAGCAAGUGGAAUAUAUAUUUUUUAUUGAAUGGUGAUUUGGAUCCUAAUCAACUGAUAGGAUGAGAUCGAUCAAGUGACCAGUCAUUAUUUUUAACUAACAGCUAAUGUUUUGAAUGACUCGUUCUAUUGAUACAAUUUUUUGAAAUUUCUUAAUAACUAAGAUAUGCAUUCCCAUCAGAAAUGUUAUCUUCUCCAACUUUUGAGCACAAUAUUCCCCUUCUUGUUAGCACUGAGUUUAUGGAUAGAUUUAUCAAUCUAUUUUUUUUGAAAAACUUCAGUUUUUUUUUUUGUCAUUACAAAUAAUAUACCCAUAAAAUAUGAUUCAUUUAGUUUAUGUCAGUCAUUACUCUGUCAAUUGGUUGUUCUGCUCUCCCCCUUUAAAUGCAAUGAAUAUUUUUUUACAACUUGUGUACAUGUGAAAUAGCUGAUAUGAAACAUUAGUAUGCAUGAUUAUUUUGUGAAAUAUAUUUUAAAAUAGUUUUAAAUAGAUGUCAAAAAGAUGUUUAAUGGUCCAAAACUGUGUUUCCUACCUCACAUGUCAUUGUUACAGUGAAAGACUGAAUAAUUUUGUCAAGAAUUUGUUUCAUGUAUAUGCAGGUCUAUAAGAUGUGAAAUAUUGUGCAUUGUAGUUUUUGUAAAAAUAUAUGUUUUUAAAUUGUUUAUAUGUUACUUUCCUAACUACGUCAAUUGGUUGGACUUUAUCAUGUUUAUGUUUCCUACCCCAUUUGAGUUUUAGCCUGAAACACUUAAAGUGUUUUUUAAAGAGUUUUAUAGUACUGUUAAGAAAUAUAUUCAUAUUCAUUUGAUUAUUUUCUAGAAUUUGUUUAAAUUUAAGUCAGCUUUAAGUACAUGUAGGUUAGGAGUUGUUGCUUUAAGUCCAUUUGGGCAUUUUCACGGUAACUGACAUUACACGGCACAAUGUUUUCACACCUUUCAUUGUGUGUAUCUCUAAAACAACAAAUGAUGGGAGUUUGCUUUUGAUAGAGUUAAAGGAGAAUGAAACUCUUGGAGCAAGUUAGCUUUUGUGAAAGCAGAAAAAUCAAAGAAUAAGAUCAACAAAACUUUGAGAAAAAUAGGACUAGCAAUAAAAGAGUUAUGAGCAUUUGAAUGUCGAGAUCACUAAUGCUAUGGAGAUCCUCACAUUGGCAAUGCGACCAAGAUCUGUGAUGUCACACACGUACAACUCUCCCAUUUGGACACUGAAAAUAUACCCCAAAACAUCUCUUUUUGCUCAUUCUAAUCAUAUGACAAACGAUUCAUCAAUGAUAUAAUGUUGUGAAACCUCUGUACUUGUCAUCUCAUAAAGAGAACACCUCACCUUGUGAUAGACUCUAUAAAAGUGAGAAUAUAAGUGAAAUAAGUACUAAAGUAAUGAGGGAGUUGUACGUGUGUGAUAUCACAGAUCUUGGUCGCAUUGCCGUUGGGAGGAUCUACAUGGCACUAGUGAUCUCAAUAUUCGAAUGCUCAUAACUUUCUUAUUAUUCAUUCAAUCUUCCUCAAACUUUCAACAAUAUGUUUCUUUGAUUUUUCUCUUUGAUAUGGAUUCAGCUGGUUUCAAGGGUUUCAUUCUCCUUUAAUAAAGUGAACCUUGCUGUAUCACCUGAUACUAAGUUUUCCUAUGUAACCACAUUUUUUUACGCAUCAGCAAGCAAAAAUGUGUCGGUAACUGACAUUACGCAAAAGGACAUGCAAUUUCAGGGUGUUCAUUAAAAUUGAAAUAUCUCAUGUCCCUGAGUAGAUAGAGUAAUAAUUUGAAUAUGUAAAUAAACCUCUGUUACUAGGUUAAGAUGUGUCAAAAUAUGAAACAAUUCGUUUUUGUCUUUUGGGGGCUAUGAUAAUUUUUCCACAAUCAUGCUGGUAACUGACAUUACGGUAACUGACAUUACACUUAAUUUGCCAUAGAGAUAACACAUGGAAGUCAAAUGUGUGGAAUCAUUGCAUUGUAUCUUCUGUGCAGAGCUUCACAUGAAAGUGAGCUUGAUGUGGAAGUAUACCCGAGUUUCUAGGAACAUUUCAAUGAAAAAACAUUUUCUUUUUCUUAAUUCCUUUCUUUGAUUUGAACAUUUUUAUCAUUACUUGUCGGUAACUGACAAUACACAUUAACAUUUACCAGUGCUAUAUGAUUUUCAAAGGCAUAAUUUUCUUGGUACUUAUAUGUAAGGCUUUUUAAAAUCAUAAAAGUUUCAUAAUACUUCACAUUUUUAAUUAUCAAAAGAUAAGAAAUGUAUGUUUUACUUACUCGGGGGGGGGGGGUCAUAGCAGCUACAUGUUUUCCUAUAGUAAUUUAAUAUUGCAUUGACUGUACACAUGGAUUUUUCUGACUAUACACCCAUAAUAUAUUCAUCAGUUUUAUAUUGACUUUUUAAACCUUUUCCUUCUCCAACCUCCCCCUCCCCCCAAAAAAGGCAAAAUGAAUAAGGGUCUCCUCCCCUAGGCUACAUGUACCCCUCCCCUGAAUCUCAUGCAGCCAUGUAGUUUUAUUGAUUUCUAUUCUGGUCAGUGCAAGCGAUGCUUGUUCAUAUCUGUCGGAUUUCAAUUCUCUUCAUAAUUUGUUUAAUCAUUUUCUUUGCUAAUUUAUUUUUUAAGCUGUCAACAAAAAACAAACUCCAGCUUCUAAACUGAAACUGAACUAUUUGUAAAUUAGAAAAAAAAAACAGUUUUUGUAGAUCCAUGCAACAUUGAUCAGAACUGUCAAAUUUCACUUUUCAUAUAUACUUGUAAACCAAAAACAAAAUUGUAUCACACAUCCACACUACUAACAGGUAUAAAAAACCAGGAAUUUACUUUUAGCGAGGCAAUGCUCAAAAGAAUCCUACUAAAAAAGGGACCCUGGAAAUCCCCUUCAUCACAAUGUUAAGCUUAAAAAAUGUUGCAGAUUUAGGCAAUAGGUUGGGAAAAGUACCCCCUACCCCCCCCCCCCCGAAAACCAAACAAAAAAUUGUCUGAUAUAAUUAGGUACUUGGUAAGUGCAUGUACAAAACAAUUUCAUAGUAAUUUUUUUUUGCCUGAUGGGAAUGCAACUUCCUUCAUAAUUUCAUAUAGUAUUCCUUGUGAACUAUACCUUUUAAAAGUCAAUAGCAAGCUCCUUCUGGUGUGACUUUUAAAGUGAAAGACUUAAAUAACAAGUAUACAAUAUUUCUUCACCAUAAAAUUGACCACAUAUUUGCAUUUCAAUAUUGGUAACCAACGUUUUAUCAUGGUAACUGACAUUACAUCUCGGUAACUGACAUUACAUUUUCCACUUGGUAACUGACAUUACAUAUAUUUAAUGGUACCCUAUGGCUUCAUUGUUAAUUGGUAAUCUUUAAUUUUGGUGUAGAAGGGAGGGGUGUUACCUAGAGAGGAAAUCUACCAAGUUUCAUUUAAUAUAUCCUCUUUUCCAGGAAAUUAGAAAAAAAAGUUAAUGUUUUCGGUAACUGACAUUACAUACCAUAUCACAUACUUCAUCAAUGUUUUUUUAUCAGAUGAAUGAAUUACUGGUGUUCGUUUCUGUGGGAUUUUAAAAAGUGUUAUAAUAGCAAGCUAAAUCACAGGCGAAAACAUCAUGAUCAAACCUGUUCUUUAAAAAUCUGUCAAAACAAAAUAUGUAUCAAUAUACUAUUUUCAACACUAAUUUGUAUCCAUACUUUGGCAGCCAUUUUGAAAUAAAAAAUGGCUGCCAGAGUCGGAAAUUUUUUUGUCUCGGAAACUUCAGGUCUUGUUUUAUUAAAAAACAUAAAGCAUUUGA
Lytechinus pictus (painted urchin) is the source of this 5378-nucleotide messenger RNA. RefSeq lists its product as uncharacterized. The transcript has 4 exons. Bases 16 to 729 code for a protein of 237 amino acids. NCBI's taxonomy places the organism in Eukaryota, Metazoa, Echinodermata, Echinoidea, Temnopleuroida, Toxopneustidae. The record is from RefSeq and is a predicted model, not a curated record. Gene Ontology annotation, molecular function: biliverdin reductase [NAD(P)H] activity; riboflavin reductase (NADPH) activity.